Microthlaspi erraticum is the source of this 840-nucleotide messenger RNA. The record is from the annotation of a GenBank genome assembly. NCBI's taxonomy places the organism in Eukaryota, Viridiplantae, Streptophyta, Magnoliopsida, Brassicales, Brassicaceae.
AUGGAUCUGAGGGACUGGAGAAAGGAGGAUUCAACUACUGAUUGGAAGUUCAUCACAUCAGAACACUCGUCAGAAAUUCUGAUUACCUCACUUGCAAGUGCUCGGACGCUAAGACCUUGUACAGUAUCAAGUCAACAUUACGAAGGUACUCAAUCUACUUGGUCAUGCUUCAGGUAUGAACCCCUAAAUCUCAUCACGCACCAACGCCUUCAUCUCGAUUCUCUCUCCACCAAAUUUCCUCGCUGCAAUAUCUGCCAAAUGAUAUAUGAAGAUCCAGUAACUGGAGCUGAUUUUGAAAAGCAAACCCUCACAACAACCACAGGGAAGCAUUUAAAAUAUGUAUCACCAAUUAUUGCUACAGGGUGUACAGCCUCAAGGUUCCCUGAAAAAUUGGUGGGCACUUGCCUGGGGUUCACUAUAUCCUUGAGUUGUCUCCUUCUGUCGCCAAGGACUUAUGCAAGAAGAGCAGAAGAGCAUAUGAUCCGUUUGUUCAGAUACAAAUCCAAAUUUCUCAGGAUUGCUUCCGGUGAGGUUCUGCAGCAGCGCAAAGCUACAUAUUUUCCAGAUCAGGACGAGAAGAAAGUUGAAGCAGCUCGAAGACAGCCUUUGCUUAAGGAGACCAUCUCGGCUGCAAAAGAAUCAGACGCAGUACCUCUUGGAGCCAUUGGAGGGGAUGAUUCACUUGCAUCAGAUGAGAAGGAAAUGCAAAAAUCAGAAGGAACUCCUGAUCCUCCGUCCACCAAAGCUACUCAAGCUUUUCAGUCAAAAAAACUACAGAACAUGCAUCUCCUCGAGAGCUUGGAUGAAGUCUCAACCUGGGUGGAUGUCAGAGUUGAGUAA